Bufo gargarizans (Asiatic toad) is the source of this 3274-nucleotide messenger RNA. It is a transcript of the gene FAM184B, whose product is annotated as family with sequence similarity 184 member B. The record is from RefSeq and is a predicted model, not a curated record. Bases 359 to 2611 code for a protein of 750 amino acids. The transcript has 13 exons. NCBI's taxonomy places the organism in Eukaryota, Metazoa, Chordata, Amphibia, Anura, Bufonidae.
ACGCUGAAUGCGGUGAUUAUGCUAUAUGUGUUUUGGGUGUAGAUAUUCCUGUGUCUAGCCCUGUACUGGCUUCUGUCUGCUGGUCUCCUGAAAUGCAUGCUAAAAAGAAUUCCUGGCAUCUCCCUGUCAGCUUUUAGUCCAAUAAGGAAGCCACAGAUAUACAGCACAUGCUGCAGCUUCUGGAGCCUGGCUGCUUUCUGAAGGAUCAGGACAUCUGCAGUUACAGGAGAAGCGUGCUGGGGGCCUUGGCCGUCUCCUCUCUGCAGCCGCUCUGACUCUAUACAAAACCCUCUUCAAUGCGUGCCUAGUCCGAAAAGCCACUUGCUGAUCUUGGUUAAAAAGAGGCAAGAACAGAAGAAUGGCCUCGGGAAAAAAUCAGCACGGCAUGUAUAAUGGAUCCAAAGCAAGCCUGCUGCUAUCACAGGAAUACACUCAUGAACUGCAUGUGAAGAUGUGUAAGAAAAUCGCUCAACUAACUAAGGUAAUUUAUUCUUUGAAUCUCAAGAUUGAUGAAUAUGAAGUAAAUAUACUUACUCUAAAAGAAGCCCAUCAAAAUGAAGUUGACCUAAUUUCGCAUGACACAAAAGAAAAAGUUCUCCAAUACGAGAACAUGUUAGAGGAGGAGAAGAACCUAAGACUGCAGAUACAGAAUCUUGAGGAGGCUCUGGAGAAAAAUAAUGUGAUAAAAGAACAAAGUUUAGCCGAUUUUGCCACUUACAAAAAACAGUCAGAAGAAAGGGAACUAAAGACUCAGUGUGAGCAAGCUGAAAGGAUAGCUUCCUUGUCGAAAGAAAUGCUCUCUAUGAAGACUGAUUAUGAAAACCGUCUGCAGCAACUCACAGAGGAGGCCGAUGCUCUAAGAAAAGAAUGCUCCUCGAGUGACCAGGAGAAGUCUGUUGAAAAACUAAAUGAGAAACUUAAAAAAGAAAUCCAGGUGUUAGGCAAAGAAGUAGAAAAUCUGAAAACACAGAACCGCAAAUUAACGGAGGAAUACACACUUAAGACAAGCAAACUUCACAGCGGCUAUGUCAAAGAGAAGGAAAACUUAAGAAAAGCUCUGCAGCAGUCCGUCACAGAAAUGAUAAAACAGCUUCAAAAUAAGGAGCAGGAGCAGAGGAAGGGCAGCCAGGCUAAGGAAGCCGCUACACUACAGGAACUCCAACUGCUGAAAGAUGAUCUGGAGGCAAAGGAGCUGGAAAUGCUGGAAGUCAAACAACAUUCUCAUAAAAUGAAGGACAUGGUACAGGAUUUGGAAGCCCAGCUGAGACAGAAAGAAGAGGAGCUAGCCGAGUCCAGAAACAUUCAGAGAAAUGCAGCAGAGGAACUUUCCGUGGCAAAGCAGAGGUUAUUACAGCAAGAGAACGAGAUCCAGAAGCAGACAGAACAGAUGAAGAGCAGCUCAUGUGCACAUAAGGCAGCUCUCGCUGAACUUGCUGAAUUUAAAAGUCAAAUGGAUCAACAGCAGCAGAAACCAGCCCGAAAAACGACUGCGAGCAAGAGAGACAGCGGGGACGUUGUGAAUGCUAAGCAGUACUCGAGAGAACAUUCUGUUCCAAAACAACAUAAAGAGGACAUCAGUAAAACAAAACGGCAGAAGGAGGCAGAGACAAAGCAUCUAAAAGAGCAGCAUGUGAAGAGUCGCGAAGACUUGGCAAAAAUUCAUGCAGCCGAGAUAAAAUCCAUCCAGUCAUCCAUGGAGCAAGAGAAGAGACGACUGCAGAAAGAUCAUGAAAUGCACAUAGAAGAGUUGAAAAAGACGAGUGAAUAUGAGAUAAAACAGUUGUUAGAAGAAAGAGAUGCACUCUAUGUCCAACUUCAGGAUUCCAUAUAUAAGCAGAAUAAAGCUAUUCUUCAGCAAUGUGAGUCCUCCAGUAGUGAAAGUAAAGAAAACGCGAGCCUGACCUCUGAAUCUAGAAGCAAAGAAAAGAAGAGAUGUGAAUGUGAUUGUCAUUCCUGCCAAGCUGCAUCAUCAGAAGCAUCACAGGAGUUCUCAGAAAAUACUGGACAACAGGAAGAAAAUUCACAUAAUAAUUUAAAAAAGUUAAGUACUAAACUGGAAAAGUUUGAAACUGAGAUAUCCAGACUGGAGCAGGAGAAUGCAGUCUUAAGGGGUACAGUAGAACUUCUCAGCAAGGAGGUUACCAUUUCCCAACAAGAGGCUUUAGAGCUGAAUCAAGAUCAAACCAGGCAUCAGGAAGAACUUACACUGAAGCAAAAAAUGGAACUGGAAGUUCUGAGACAAAGUCACCAAAAAGAAAUGCAAGCCAUGGUGUCCAAGUUCAGUAAUGCCCAGUCUUUUCUUCAGGCGAAGGUUGUUGCAUUGGAAGCUGAACUCAAAGAUAUAGAAAAUAAGGGAAAGAAGCUUCCCCGUCCAGAGGAUCUGCAUCUGAUAAACUGCUUGCAGGAUAAACUGACUGAUAAGGAUCAGAUUAUUAAGCAUUUACUGGAAAUACAAAACUUUAAUGAUGAUAUGAUGCCAAUUACUCAAGAAACUCAUAGGAGUCAAUCCUUCUCCUGCAACCCAAAUGCUGGAAGCCUAACACCCACACUAAAGUGUCAUGAAGUACAAUAUGUGACGAAAAAACUAUCUCAGAAUGGCCUGGAUAAGUAAAAGUGUUUUAAAGUUAUUCACACAUAAAGCGACACUGUCAGAUUUGCAAAAAAAUGGCCUAGUCCUUAAGGUGAAAAUGAGCCCGGUCCUUAAGGGGUUAAUCUCUGUUACUACCUGAUUCUAUGUUGUUUUAUCAGUUCACUUCUUCUUCUUACUGUUUUCUCUAUUGAUUCUUUACUCUCAGUAUUAACUUUUGGAAUUAUUCUCUUAAAGGUGAUACUACCGUACUUUUUUUUUUUUUCAUUUUAUUAGUAUGGUACCUUAGUGCAGCAGGUUUCUGUGGUGUAGUGGCUAUCACGUUCGCUUCACACGCGAAAGGUUCCAGGAUUGAAACCGGGCAGAAACAUGUAGUAUGGUAUCUUACUAUGUAUAAAUGUCACUGACAAUCUACCGUACUUGUGUAUUUGCGUUAUUACAUUAAUUAAUUUACUGAUACAAAGUGUAUAUUCAUUUACCAUGCUGAAUAGAUGUUCUUUUAAAAAAUGAUCAUGAAUGUACCUGUCAAAGUGUCCUGUUUUGCAGAAAAAGAAAAUUGGUGAGACACCAACCCGUGUUAUCAGCGUUCCUAAUUUAGCAGCUUAUGAAAAAAGCUUCAGUAAUAAUGCUACCACCAAAAAUACAGUCAAUCCAAUGAGAAAUUCCCCUAGUUUGGACCACAAGCCU